AUGGCCACGUUUCGUGUUUUGCUAUACUGUAGUGGUGCAACCGGAUAUCCUGGUGCUGGUAAAGUGGCGGAGUUCAAAACUGAUCUGGAAAUUCGCUUUGGUCUCUAUAUCGCUUUCGGUCUCGUGACAUUUUCCAGUUUAUCGUACCUCCUGGGACAUUUGUGGAGCCCUCUGAACGGUCUCUCAUUUGUGUUGGCUGGAGCGUUUCGAGAUGAGGCUCUUCUUGAUGACUUUUACUACAAGCGAGCAACUGGUAUGGAUUGCCUAUUGAGAACUCCAUGGGGUUUGAUGAUGGUCGUUGCUGGACAAAUCCCGGCCCUACUGCAUCUUUUUGUUGCUCUCGAUAAGAUUAUCGCAUUUCGAUUUAUAAACUUGUAUAGAGAGCAACCGCUGAUCUUCCGUAAAGAGGCCUAUGUUGCAAUGACAGCUAUAUUGACUGUCGCGCCAAGCCCUGGUGAACUGCGACGGCAGAAUAUGAUCCUGUCACUUGACUUACUCUCCGUGGUCCUGGUAUCGAUUCCAAAUCUAGCGCUGAUUCUGAACCAGUGGAAAGUUCCAGCAAUGAAUCCAUUAUUAGUU
Molecule: messenger RNA, 579 nt
Organism: Ostertagia ostertagi
Lineage: Eukaryota; Metazoa; Nematoda; Chromadorea; Rhabditida; Trichostrongylidae
Source: the annotation of a GenBank genome assembly